ACGGAGGAGGACACACCGAAGGGCUGGAUUUUAACCCGACCGUGACCGACCUAUUAUCUGCCGGUCUGACGCCGCUCGUGUCGCCGGUGAAUUGAGGGGAAAAAAAACGACGCUCGAGGGAGCGUUUUUGCCAGAAGCGUGACCCGUCGCUGGGAGCAAUCAUGUUCCGAAACAGUCUGAAGAUGCUGCUGGGAGGCAAAGGUCGCAAGAGCAACAACAGCGGUGGCAGCAGCAUAGACUCAGAGGGCUCCGAAGUCAGGAUGAUGGAGGGAUUCACCCGUUCACUGCCCUCCUCUCCCCUCCUCAACCUCCGCCUGGCCAAGAGACCCGGCGAGGAUGAGGAGCUGGGACCGCCCCCCUCCGUGGACGAGGCGGCUGAUGCUUUGAUGACCCGGCUGGGCUUCCUGCUGGGGGAUAAGGUCGUGGGUGGAGAGCCAGGUUCUGCUUACCACGGCCAGGAUGACGGACAGAGGAUGUCUCCUUCCUCCAGUCUGGCCAGUAGCAACACCUCCCCCUGCUCCACACUGCAGCCUCCUGCUGGAGGGGAGGGCAACAACAACAACAAGCACACCUCCCCCAGCCACGCCUCCGUUGCCUCCCCCUCCUCAACGCUGGAGAGCAGAGACAGCGGCAUCAUCGCCACGUUGACCAGCUACUCUGCUGACUCGGCUGCCGAGAGGGACGACAGCCCCAAGUAUCCUAGCGACUGUUACCAUGGCAGCAGCCUCAACCUCUGGCAGCAGGGAGGUCGGCCGGUGGUGGCCUCCACCUCGUCUUCCUGCAUGGCGGCAGCAGGAAGCGCGAACGACUGCUUCCUGUACAGGGUGGAGGACCACAUGGCCGCCUCCACUUACAGCCUCAAUAAACUGCACCCGGACCGAGGUCCCGGCUCCACCCACUCCAUCCCCCUCUACCUCAUGCCCCGCCCCAAUUCAGUCGCUGCCACCAGUACGGCCCACCUUGAAGAUCUGGCCUAUCUGGAUGAGCAGCAGAGACACAUCCCCUCGAGGACGUCCCUCAGAAUGCCCCGACAGAAUUCUGGGAGUCGUAGUCAACCGGACCACAGAGUCCGUUUCACCCCCUCCCUCAACCUGAAGCCCCUCCACUUCGAGGUCCCCGGCCUCUCGUCUGAUUGGCUGUUCACCGGCAGGGGGUGGCUCUUCCAGGAGGUGGACGCGUGCCUCCGCAGCGACAACCCGGCGACCGGACGGGGCGUGGUGAUCGUCGGCAACAUGGGCUUCGGCAAAACGGCCAUCAUCGCCCGUCUGGUGGCGCUCAGUUGUCACGGCAACCGCAUGUGGCCGAGCGCGGCCGGGAGUCAGACCAUACCCAAACAUGUGGAGCCGGUUUCUUUCUCCCACGAUUCCCUGGGAAGAGGAGGAGGAGGAGGAGGAGAUGAAGGAGGAGGAGGAGGAAGCUGUCCGGGAACUCCAGAGAUGAGGAGGAGACAGGAGGAGGGGCUGAGGAGGCUCGCUGGACAGGUGGUCUCGUAUCAUUUCUGUCAGGCUGAUAACUGCCACACCUGUCUGGUGCCGGAGUUCGUCCACAACAUGGCGGCGAUGCUGAGCGAAGCCCCUCUGCUGGCGGCCUAUCGGGAGCUGCUGCACCGGUCGCCGCACCUGCAGAGCAUGCUCAGUCUGCGCUCCUGCAUCCAGGACCCGAGCGCCGCCCUUCAGAGAGGGAUACUGGAACCGCUGGACGCUCUCCACAGAGAGAGGAAGUUGCAUGUGGAGGGAGCGGGGCUUAUUGUACUAAUUGAUGGGCUGAAUGAGGCGGAGUUCCACCGGCCGGACUACGGUGACACGCUGACUUCUUUCCUGACCCGAAACAUCCAGAAAUUCCCGUCCUGGUUGAAGGUCAUCACCACUGUCAGGACCGGUCAGCAGGACAUCACUCGUUCUCUGCCGUUCCACCGCAUCUCCCUGGACAGGAUGGAGGAGAACAGCGCCAUAGACAGGGACCUGCAGGGUUACCUCAUGCAGCGUAUCCAAAGCAGCGCCGAGAUCCAGAGCAACGUGUCGCUGAGCAACGGCCGCCUUGACAACACAGCGCUGGCCAAGCUGAUCAGCCACCUGAAGAGCCUGAGCAGAGGCUCGUACCUCUACCUGAAACUGACCCUGGACCUGAUAGAGGGGGGGUAUCUAGUCCUGAAGAGCUCCAGCUUCAAGGUGGUUCCUGUGAGUCUAGCAGAGGUUUACCUGCUGCAGCUCAACAUGAAGUUUCCCACCCAGUCGUCUUUUCAGAGAGUCCUGCCUCUGCUCAACGUCACCGUGGCGUCGCUGCACCCGCUGACCGACCAGCAGCUGUUCGAGGUGGUGAACGCCGGCGCCGUGACCGGAGGAACCCUGCAGUGGGCCGAGUUCUCGCAGCGCCUGGAGCAGCUCUCCUCCUUCCUCCUGCGGCGAAGCGACGGCAGCAGGAUGCUAAACCACGCCUCCUUCAGGGAGUGGCUGGUGUGGCGGGAGGAGGGCCAGGACGACAGGUUCCUCUGCGACCCCAGGAGUGGACACACUCUUCUGGCCUUUUGGCUCUGCAGACAAGAGGGGAAGCUGAACCGACAGCAGACACUGGAGCUCGGACAUCACAUCCUGAAGGCUCACAUCUACAAGGGUCUGAGCAAAAAGCUUGGGGUUUCCUCGUCAGUUUUGCAGGGGCUGUGGAUGUCCUACAGCACAGAGAGCCUGAGCCCCGUCCUCUCAUCGCUGCGCAACCUCUACACCCCCAACAUCAAGGUGAGCAGGUUGCUGAUCACAGGCGGGGCUGACGUGGAUUACCGUAGCGACGUCCUCAACAACGCCCCCCUGCUGUGCGCUCACGCUCACCUGGGCCACGCCGACGCCGUGGCGCUGCUGCUCGACCACGGAGCUCAGGUGGAUGCUCAGUCACAAGACGGAUUGACUGCACUGGGAUUCGCCGCAGCAGCCGGUCAUCUGGACAUCGUCACCAUGCUGAGUCAGCACAGAGCCAAGGUGGGCCAUGUGGACAGCUCAGGCCGGUGCGUGCUGGUUCACGCCGCCCAGCGAGGCCACCUCGAGGUGCUGCGCUUCCUGCUGAGGCGGGCGGACUGGAGCUGCACCUCCUGCUGCGGUGAGAGAGGGGCGAGCAGGAGCCAGGCGGUGCAGCAGGCUCUGAUUGCAGCAGCCAGCAUGGGCCACACGGAGACAAUGUCAUACCUGCUGGAUCUUCCAGAGGAAGAUGAGGAAGAAGAGGAGAGACCUGAGAUUAACAUAUACGACAGUCUGUGGGGAGAGACAGCUCUGACAGCAGCAGCAGGACGUGGCAGGUUGUCUGUCUGCAGGCUGCUGCUGGACCAGGGGGCUGCUGUUGAGCAAGGCAACAGGCAGGGAGUGGCGCCGCUCUUCAGUGCCGUGAAACGAGGCCACUGGCAGGUGGUGGAGUUGCUGCUGAAUCACGGGGUGGAGGUGAACAUGGUCGACCAGCAGGGUCGGACAGCUCUGAUGGCGGCGGCCUCAGAGGGACACAUGACCACCGCCCAGCUGCUGCUCGAUCACGGAGCCUCUCUGGAGCAGAACGACAGAGAAGGUUUGACGGCGCUGAGCUGGGCGUGCCUCAAAGGCCAGCUCCCAUUGGUCAGAGAGCUGGUGGAGAGGGGCGCGACCACAACUCACGCUGAUCGCAGCGGGCGGACACCUCUGGACCUGGCUGCCUUCUGCGGCGACCCAGAAGUGGUGCAAUUCCUGGUGGAUCACGGUGCGUCUGUGGAGCACGUGGACUGCAGCGGGAUGCGUCCUCUGGACCGAGCAGUUGGCUGCAGGAACACUUCAGCGGUCAUCGCUCUGCUCAGAAAGGGAGCCAAGAUAGGACCAGCAACCUGGGCCAUGGCAACCUCUAAACCAGAUAUCUUAAUGGUUCUGCUCAGUAAACUGAUCCAAGAAGGAGACAGACUGUACAAGCAAGGUAAAGUGAGGGAAGCUGCUCACUCGUAUCAGUCGGCGCUCCAGAAGUUUCCAGGAGACGAGCUAAAGACGUUCCGACAGCUGAGAGUGUGUGUGCUGCUCAACCUGUCACGCUGCCGCCGCAAGAUGAACGACUUUAUUCUUGCUGAGGAGUUUGCUACCAAGGCUCUGGAGCUGAAAGCCAAAUCCUAUGAAGCCUUUUAUGCCAGAGCCCGCGCCAAACGCAGCCGCAGACAAUUCCAUGCAGCCCUGGAGGACCUGAUUGAGGCCAGCCGCCUGUGCCCAUCCAACCGGGAGAUCCAGCGCCUGCUGGCUCGAGUCAAGGAAGAGUGCCGGCAGGCUGCACAACAACAACAAGAGUCUCCCCCUCCUUCAGCUCAUCUCGUUUAUCAACAAAACGUAGCCGUGUCCAUCAGCGAGGCCAGGAGCAGAGAUUCAGGAUGUCUGCAGGUACAGGACAGGGAGGGCCUUACUGAGGAAGAGGAGGAAGAGGAGAACGAGGAGGAAAUGAGUCUCAGGCAAGACUCCUCCUUUCACCCUCAACCUGUGGUUCAAAGUCUUGACACGCGCUGCCGGUCUGGGGGGCCGUCGCCAUCCUCCAUCUCCCCCACUCACCUGUAUCAUCACCUUCCCAGUCCUACUCACUCAGCCUCCCUCUCUUCUCCCAGUCACUCUGCACCUCCUCCUCCCUCCUCCACCUCCUAUCACCACUUCAGUCCUCCUCCUUCCCCAAUGCAGCAUCAGCAGCGAGCCAGCCCAAUGUCUGAAAAUAUGCCAGGAAGUGGAGGUCUGCAUCACCAUCCACAGUCCAUCUCAGCUGUCCAUCCCUCAGACCAAAACCAGGGAGUGCAGCAGCUCCACCAUUUGGCCAACCAGAGGUCCUUCCAGAGGCCGAACCCUGUCCAAGGGCAGUGGCUUCAACCAGCUAAAGUUCAGGUUGUCAGAACCAACCAACCCAGUUCCUCUGCCCACUCCAGCAUGGUUGUAGGAAGUUCUGCUUACUCCCAGUUUGCCCAUCUGCCCCAAGAACUAGCAGAGCUUGGAGAAGGCUUCUGCCCAAGCCCCCUAGAUGUCAGGUCUAGCCUGCAGGUCCAGGCUGGUUUGAGCUCUGGAGCUUCAUACUCACUAGAUGAUGUUGACGUUGACCUGGUUUGUCAAGUGAGACCUACAACUGCCUAUGGGAGAGGGGCAGAAGCAGAGAGGGCAGGAGUUAAUCGUUUCGGCCAGGCCCGUCAGUUCAGCCGCAACCAGUCCAAAGCAGCCUACUACCCCAUGGAAGUUACAGAGUCAGCAAUGGGGCCUGCUGAUAGGCUUCAGUCAUCGCACGAUUAUCAGUACCACCAUCAGGGCAUGCUUCGACGCCCGCUUAGCGCCCACCCGACCUCCUCAUCUGCUCCCCCGAGACCUCUUAUCCACUCCCAAAGCGUCAGCGUCCGUUUCUCCUCCAGCAGCGGCAGCCUUGCUAGCGGGCCGUCACCUAGCCAUGGAUCAGGCUUCAGGACCUCAGCCUCCGCCCAGCACAUGGAUCCGUCUUCAGAACUGGCCUCUGUGGGAGGCGUGACAGCUUAUCAUGAUGAUCUCUUUCUGAUCUCGUCUCCUCAGUCAGACAUAUGCAUGGCAGGAGGCGGUACAUACCCUGGAGAGGCGGGGCGCUCAUCUAGGAACACUCCUUUUAUGGGUGUAAUCGAUAAGACAGCGAGGGUAAACCAGCAGUAUCAGCAACAGGCUCCUUCCAGUUCAGCUUCCUGCCUCAGCCCCUCUCGCUCCUGGGCGGUGUCGUCAGUGGACACGGUAGUCACCUCGCCCAGCAAGAACCCCACCAACCAGGGAGGCUUUGCCCCACCCCAGCCGUCGUCCAUCGCCUACCACAACCGCAGCAACAACAAUGCCCAUAACGGUAAUCUCCUCCACGACAACCAGCUCGACUACUACGAAGUGGUGCCUGGUAACAUUCGUCAGGGGGAAGGCUCGGUCCAUGUUGCCAGUCAGAACCCCUCCUACCUGGACGUAAAGGUGGCCCGAACGCUGCCGGUGAUCCACAGCUGCUCUGACAGACCGACCGAGAGACGGACUGGUCCUACCUCCCCUGUCAAACCAAAAAGACCCUUUGUAGAGUCGAAUGUGUAAAGAUAACCGAGGAAGAUUAAAGGAAUGUGAUUGAAAAGAACUUAGUGUGCCUGUAUAUUCCAAGAUUCAUCAGAUCUGUGGACUGACUAAAGCUCUACUAUGCCUGAAACAAACUAGUUUCUAUGGUGAUAGUUCAAAUGGGGAUAACAGUGCACACUUUGAGUCUAACCUUGAAGGUUGUUGCACUUACAAGUACAUCAAGAAGUGACUGAAGAUAAGUGAGAGCUGUAGAGAACACCUGGUCGAUUGCAGCAUGAAGUGCUCGCCAUAUUGUCGGUGUUGGAAUGACAAGCACUUAAUCUGAAGCAUACUGACUCCUUUAUUAUCCAGAAGAACUUCAGCAUAUACAGACAGGAAAUUGAAGGAAAUAUCUGAUGAGUGGAGAAACAUAAUGAAUGCAGAUGGUACAGUUGGGUAAUCAACAUUAAAUUAUGCUACGUGAGAUGUAUAAAAAUAGUGACGUGCCCAACUGGUUCUCAUUUUGUACAGCUAGCCUGGCUGGCAAGAGGAAAAUGUCUAAGUGACUUUGAAUAAGGGUUCAUCGUUGGGGCACAGAUGGCAGGAGCUUUAGUCACAAAGCCUGCUCAACUGACUGAUGUUUCACUUUCUGAUGGGAGUCGUCUCUUCUGGGAUGAUAGCGCUCAUCCAUACGAAGGGUCGCUGAAUGGUUGGAUGAGAAUGGAAGUGAUGUGAUCAUCACAGAUCUCUAGUCAGUUGAAUACAUAGGGAAGACUUUGUUAGACGGCACUCUCCACCACCAUCUUCAAAACACCAAAUGUGAGAGUAUCUUUUGAAAAAAAAUGGUGUUUAUCCCUCCAGUAGCGUUCCAGAGAAUUUGGGAAUCAGCGCCAAGGUGCAUUGACGUUGUUUUGGCAGCAAGUGGUAGCCCAACGAUAUUAGAAGGCUUUGUUUUGAUUUUUCCUUUAAUGUGUCACCUGUCCUGUAAGUACAACAUGGACCAAACUGGCCGUAAAGGAAGGCUCUGGCAGUUAACCAGCUGGAGACAAAGAAAAGAAGCAACGUCAAGGGGAAGAAGGAAAAUGUAUGAGGGUCUGAAUCAGCAGGCAGCUUUUGAAACAAAGCACAAGCAGGAAGAAGUAGACUGGAGAACAUCCAAAAUACAUACACAAAGAACUCAAAUCCUUCCUUCCCUUUACUGUUCACCUCUGGCUUAAAGUACAUUUUCAAACUGAAGUUCAAGUCCAUAUGGUGGUAUCCGGUCAGACAAAAGCACCACUAUUACCUUGCCUGCUGCCGACGCCUUUAAUAAAGAUUCACACUUCAAGUUUGAAGCGCUUAAAUGACACAGUGAGCGGAGUUUGAGAAACUACGACAAUGCUGUCAUUGAAUAAGCACUGACUUGUUGUACAUAAAACAAAAAAUAGGUGAUAUUUAUCUUUUUUAAGUUAUGUAUGUAUUAAACUGUACAAAUAUUGUUUUGUUUUUUUUAUUUGUUUUUUUUUUUCUUCUUAAAACUGUAUAUUCCGUUUGGAUUUGCCUUCAUGUUUUUAUUUUGGGAGGUUUUACAGUCUGAAGAUAGAAACUGGAACUUUAGAGCAAAGCUCAAUUUUUGGUGGCGUCUUUUUCUGCAUGGGUACAACGGCAUCGAUCUGUAGUGAACAGCCUGUAAAAAUGCCUUUAAACAUUUUGGGGAUUUUUUCCACUUCUAGUAGAAUUUUCUGUUUUUCUAUGAAGGUCUUUUGUAUUCUGUAGUCCUAAUCGUCCUAAUUUAUGCAAACCACAGCGAUCUUAACUGACAUAACAGGGUUCCUCACGCUCAUUCCAUUGAACAUAUAGUGCUUACAUGGCCCUGAGCUAACUAUUGGCUUCUCCUACUGUCAGCAAAUAUGCUAAUUGACUGUUUGCUAAUCGUCUCCUCUGAUCCGUAACUGUUUAGCAUAGCAUGCAGCGUAUUGUAUUUCUGUCAUAACGAAUUGGUGUGCAUUAAAUUAUAGCAAGAUCGAUGAUUUGCAUUCAAAGA
This is a messenger RNA of Stegastes partitus (bicolor damselfish), 8025 nucleotides long. It is a transcript of the gene tanc2a, whose product is annotated as tetratricopeptide repeat, ankyrin repeat and coiled-coil containing 2a. The record is from RefSeq and is a predicted model, not a curated record. The coding region runs from base 162 to 6044 and encodes 1960 amino acids. Gene Ontology annotation, biological process: regulation of dendritic spine morphogenesis. Gene Ontology annotation, molecular function: protein binding. Gene Ontology annotation, cellular component: dendritic spine. NCBI's taxonomy places the organism in Eukaryota, Metazoa, Chordata, Actinopteri, Pomacentridae. The transcript is spliced from 29 exons.